Messenger RNA from Passer domesticus (house sparrow), 516 nucleotides. Its product is annotated as small ribosomal subunit protein eS19-like. Gene Ontology annotation, biological process: proteolysis; translation; ribosomal small subunit assembly. Gene Ontology annotation, cellular component: cytosolic small ribosomal subunit; ribosome. Lineage: Eukaryota; Metazoa; Chordata; Aves; Passeriformes; Passeridae. The record is from RefSeq and is a predicted model, not a curated record. The transcript is spliced from 3 exons. Gene Ontology annotation, molecular function: structural constituent of ribosome; aspartic-type endopeptidase activity; RNA binding. Bases 1 to 516 code for a protein of 171 amino acids.
AUGGCAGACCACCCACCAGCAGUUUUUGACCCACAUUUGGCUGAAGAAGUAGGAGAGAAGAUCUACCGACCAGGGAUGCUGGACACCGGUGCCGACGUGACCAUCAUUUCCCACUCAGAAUGGCCAGAACACUGGGAACUACAACCAGUAGCAGGCAUGAUUUCAGGGAUUGGUGGAGCUACAGUGUCUAUGCAAAGCAAGAACAACAUCCUCAUCGAAGGGCCGAAGAACCAGUUUUACACAAGAGCAGCCUCCACAGCCCGGCACCUGUACCUGUGCAGCGGCGCCAGCGUGGGCUCCAUGGCCAAGGUGCACCAGAGCCGGCAGACCUGCGGGGUCCAGCCCGGCCACUUCAGCCGCGGCUCGGGCACCGUGGCCCGCUGGGUGCUGCCCGCGAUCGAGGCACCCAAAGCAGUCGAAAAGGACCAAGACGAGAGCCAGAAGAUGACUCCGCAGAGGCAGCGGGACCUGCAUCUCAUCGCUGCGCAGGUCACCACUGGCACCAACAGCCACUGA